Messenger RNA from Myotis myotis, 5939 nucleotides. RefSeq names its product DDB1 and CUL4 associated factor 7 (gene DCAF7). Gene Ontology annotation, molecular function: protein binding. Lineage: Eukaryota; Metazoa; Chordata; Mammalia; Chiroptera; Vespertilionidae. Gene Ontology annotation, cellular component: nucleus. Bases 253 to 1281 code for a protein of 342 amino acids. The record is from RefSeq and is a predicted model, not a curated record. The transcript is spliced from 7 exons.
ACGUCUCAAACGGAAGGUGAUUGUCGUCGGAGCCUGAGCAGGUUUGAAACUGGGGGUCGGACCCGGCGGUUGUCGUUGUCUGUCGUUGUCUGUCGCUGAGGCCCCGCUUCCGGGCUCGGCCGUCCCUGCCCACCCGGGCCCCGCCUCUCUUCGGACCCUUAGGUCCCAGGCUCGGCUCCCCGCCUGACUCGCGCCCCGCCCGCCGCGUCCCGCUGCCGACCGGGCCCGCACUGCGGCCCCGCCGCAGCCACCAUGUCCCUGCACGGCAAACGGAAGGAGAUCUAUAAGUAUGAAGCGCCCUGGACCGUCUACGCCAUGAACUGGAGCGUGCGGCCUGACAAGCGCUUUCGCCUGGCGCUGGGCAGCUUCGUGGAGGAGUACAACAACAAGGUUCAGCUUGUUGGUUUAGAUGAAGAGAGUUCGGAGUUUAUUUGCCGAAACACCUUUGACCAUCCAUACCCCACCACAAAGCUCAUGUGGAUCCCUGACACAAAAGGCGUUUAUCCAGACCUACUGGCGACAAGUGGUGACUAUCUCCGUGUGUGGAGGGUUGGUGAGACGGAGACCAGACUGGAAUGUUUGCUAAAUAAUAACAAAAACUCAGAUUUCUGUGCUCCUCUGACCUCCUUUGACUGGAAUGAAGUGGAUCCUUAUCUUUUAGGUACCUCCAGCAUUGAUACAACUUGUACCAUCUGGGGGCUGGAGACAGGGCAGGUGUUGGGGCGAGUGAAUCUUGUGUCUGGCCAUGUGAAGACCCAACUGAUUGCCCAUGAUAAAGAGGUCUAUGAUAUCGCAUUUAGCCGGGCUGGCGGUGGUAGGGACAUGUUUGCCUCUGUGGGUGCUGAUGGCUCGGUGCGGAUGUUUGACCUCCGCCAUCUAGAACACAGCACCAUCAUUUAUGAAGACCCACAGCAUCACCCACUGCUUCGCCUCUGCUGGAACAAGCAGGACCCUAACUACCUGGCCACGAUGGCCAUGGAUGGGAUGGAGGUAGUGAUUCUGGAUGUCCGAGUUCCGUGCACGCCUGUCGCAAGGUUAAACAACCACCGAGCAUGCGUCAAUGGCAUUGCGUGGGCCCCACAUUCAUCCUGCCACAUUUGCACUGCAGCGGAUGACCAUCAGGCUCUCAUCUGGGACAUCCAGCAAAUGCCCCGGGCCAUCGAGGACCCUAUCCUGGCCUACACAGCUGAGGGAGAGAUCAACAACGUGCAGUGGGCAUCGACUCAGCCCGACUGGAUCGCCAUUUGCUACAACAACUGCCUGGAGAUACUCAGAGUGUAGUGUUGGAGGCGCCAUGUUCACGAGGCAGGGGUUUCGUGUUUCCCGCCUCUGCCCCACCCCAAAGUAAGAAGAAACAUGUUUCCAGUGGCCAGUGUGUCUUUCAUUGCUUUGCACCCACUGUUACCAGAAGCUGCUCUAGGAGUUCCUGGCCAGUCACCCCAUUGCUCUCUGUGCUACACUUAGGGCUGUGUGGCACCUCCUCAGCCCAGGGCUGAGUUUUAAGAUUUUCUCUCCUUUCUUCUUCUUCAGUUCCUCAAUUAAAAAUUUCUGUAUAUUAGUUUGUCAGCCGUUGUGUUAAUGAGCAUUACGGGCACUGGCUAUGUUUGUAUUCAUCUGCCCCAGAUGUCUCUGUCUGUCUGUUGCCCAAGGCAGCAAUCUCUGUCCAUGUCCGUGUUAGCACUUAAGUGGGAACAAAUACCAAUUUGAAGUUGUCUUUCCUCCUAUUAUCAAUGUCUGUAACAAAUUCCAACUUUGUAUAUUUUUUAUCUACCAGGCUAAUUUUUUUAUGAAAAGAAUUUUACUCUCUGGUUUUUUCCUUUGUUUCAUAGUCCUCCCUGAUAGCACCUUCCUCUCCUCCCUCAGUGCCCGAACCUGGCACGAGGCCCUUGACCCCAUGAGCAGUUGCCUUCUUGCGUCACUGCCUGAGCAGAACAGACCUGACUGGGAGUCCCAAACCGCCUUGGUGCUCUGAAGCUGGCCAGCUCUCACACCUUUUUUCAGUCUGGCUCUUCUCAAGGGCAUUCUGGGCUCCAAAACACACAUGUGAAGCCUUCUGUACUCGCCGAAGUACCUCUGUCCAACCCCACUGGGACCUGUUGGGAACGUGCUAGAGCAGAAAUAGGCUGAUUGGGGUACCUGACUUGAGGGGAACAGUUUCAGGAAAGCUGAGCCUAGAGCAUAUUUCCAGUACAUAGUUUCAGAGUCUGUUUUUCCCUCCAAAUAAAAGCCCCAGGCCAUUCUGUUUCAUGUCUUGAAUGAUGGACAAAAAUGAUCUAUAAGUUGAACUUUGGUAUCUCUGUUUGUUUAGUUAACUGUGACUGGUGGUAUAUCAGCCACUCUUUGGAUUGAGAGCUCUGAGGUGAGAGACUCCGGCUUGAGAGGCACACAAUCUGUGCAUCUAACCCUGAACACGAUCUCCUUUAGAGUAUGGGACACUGUCAGCUCUUGUAAGGGGGGCCAUUGUGAUUUCAGGCCAUCAGUUACAUAGUUCCAAAAAGAAUCAGAGACCCAGGGUCAGCCAGUUAGGAGCUUCGGUUUAGGUCGGAGCAGUAUUUGAACUUGCAGGCUGCAGGGGUCUGUUUCCAUUAUGUGAAUGAGUUCCAUGGAGGGUCUUGGAUGUCACUGGUAGUAGGCUGAGUUUGGGAUACGCUCAGAGUCUGGGCGGGAGUCUGCCUGGUUCAUCUUGCUCUGCCCAGUGGCUGAAGGUUUCUGAGAUCCAAGAGUAGCAAACCAGACCACAAGGCUGAUGGUUUUGUCCACUUAGGCUCUCACCUGCUCUUGAGAAACAAGACAGUUAGCUUUGUUUUUCUGAGCCCUUUGAACCCUUUGGUUGAGUCUUCCUUUUCAGAAGCAGAUGUAUUUUUAUCCCCAAAGCUCUUUGCUUUACUACACAGGGGCUUGUCCCAAAGUAAAAGGCUCUUUUGUUAGAAUAUUUUCCUUUCUGCCUUUUUACUUUUUUUUUUUUUCUGGUUUGGGGGCUCUUUGGCUACUCAGCUGCUUGAGGUUUACGCUCCUGCAUUUACCAGAUUUGCAGCGUGUCAUUUGGAGAUGUGAAGUGAGCAGUUCUUGCUCAGAACCCUUCUCUGCUUGUAGUUAUGUUUGAUGGCUCCAGGGCCCUUCUCGCAAGGGUCGCAAGUCUAAAUUGAUGGCUGUUUGCUCUAGGAGGCCAUCAGUUCCUUCUUGUGGAAAAGGGUCUGAAAUGGAGAUCAGAAUGGAAGAGGGAGCUGGUCCUGCUUAGGCAGGGCUUAACUGUACUGAAAUCUGAUUUAAGAUCCCUUCCCUGAUCUGCACCUAAGCCUGGUCUGAAUGGUGAGAUUUGCACAACUAGAAUUCAAAAACAACCUGGAGAAAAAAAUUAGUUAAUAGUAAUUAGAAUAUAUUUGGGUAAAGUUGCUAUUUAUUCUGGAAAUCUACAGCUUUUGAUUUUCCCCCCUUGCCCUGUGGACUCCUUCCUAGCCCUAUCACUAUCCUUAGGCCCCACAGUGCAGUCCUGACAUCCCACCUGGGGCCCAGGUGAGACUCCCACACUCCCUGAGCAAACGCACACUCACAGUUGCUGGGAUGCUGGUAUUUGAAAGUCCUGGUUCUCACCCUCUCUUUAUGCCACAGGCCAAAUGGCCUCAUGGUUGAGGAGGGGAUUUCUGUAGUUUCAAGAUUGAGAAAACCUCUUAGCCAGCCAUGUUCCAGAAAGCAGAGAUCUGUUGUAGUUUCAAGAGCCAGUGUCUGUUUAGUUUGUUUAGGUUCUCAAAUUGACAAGCAGAGAGCACAGCUAGAUCUGCUCUCCUCGAAAGGGCGAAGAGCAGCUGCCAGGACUUCACCGGAAAGGCCACACACCCUUCUGGGCUCUUACUCUGGUGACCCUUUGACUUGUUCGCGGCCCCUGAGCUGAAGCUGCCUUUGUUUUUCUUGUCUCCUCUGAAGGGAGAGGAGGAAGUGCUGAAUAAAUUAGGCCUCAGGUUCCACAUCAGAGAGCUGGUGAAUGGGUACAAGACUUCAAGAGCUUGAGUGUUUACACUCCAGAGAGUUGUAACCUCUCCUUCCCUGUAGGAAUCGGGCUGCAAGAUGAGAACUUGAAGAUGGGAGAUAUUUGAUAAUGAGGUGAGAAUUUAUCAGAACCAGGAUUGGCUCUCAGAGAACUGGUUAAGAUUCGGGAAGAAACAGAAAAAAUUGAGACUUCUACAAGGUUUGAUGAUAGUGGUGGCUGAAAUUUUAGGAGGCAGUUUAGGAUGUGGGAGAAAAUCAAUGGUAAGUGUUGCUUUAGAUCAAAGGGGAAAGUAUUAGAGGGCAGUGAUGGCCCGAGGGGAGGAAGUAUUCAGAUGCUGUGUGGCAUGGAGUGAGACUGUGUCAGGGACCCUUCAUUGGGUACCUGUGAUACUGGCUAACGGGACAGGAGGACAGCUCAGAGCAGUGGGGCCCCUCCCUGCAGCAGCGCAGUGAUAUGUGAUGUUUGCUGGUAGAAAUCCUCAGGUCUUGGGAGUCCCGUGAUUGUUCGAGACCAUGGCUCUUCUUGGUUGUAGGUUUGUAGGGAGCUGAAGAAGCAGAGGUCAUAAACAGUCAUGCUGAAUUUCCCCACGCCUCCCUUUUCUCUUAUCCUUCUCUUCCCACUCCCUUUCCACUGUAGAACUUUCUCCCUGCUGCAGCCUGGGCCUUAAAUUCCUAGGCUGUGCAGAAGCUGCAAGGUUUUCCAAACUUGGCAGUGCCAGCCCAGUACCAUCUCUCCACCUUCCCCAGUUUGAGAAUUUGGCAGUUCCUUCAACUGCCUGGCUUGGGGUAAGGGAGACCAUCGAAGUAGAAGUCUCAAAGCAGACUCCCCUUUACGGUCCAGGAUGAGGAAGGAGCGUCAUGCUUGGCACUUCAGUUGAGUUUUCCCUGGGAGGAAAGCUGAACUGAGCAGUCACUGUGAACUCAGGGCCAAGCUCUCUAAGAAUUGUCUUUUCUGUACCAGCUGAACUAGCUACUGAGAAAGUCUCAUGUUGCAGAGCCUUGCCCACCACCCCAUCUGCACCCUUUUCUUCUCCCACAGUUGUCAUUGCUGCUAAUGGUCAAAGGCAAAUGUAUGGGCCAAGUCCUCUCAGGCUACUUUCCGGAUGUUAUUUUUUAAAUAUGGGAUAUGCAGGUGCCUUUCCAAAGAGGCUUGGACUGGUAUUAAAAACCAGAAACAAAUAAGCUAAUAGAAGUAUGAACUCAAGAAGAAAGAUGUUGGCAGUCUGUGUAACAGCUGGAAAACUUUAAAUGCCCACCUUUGGGACAAGUGAGUGAAGAUGAACUUGUUUAUCUGCUAUUUAAAAGAAAUGUUCUCACCUUGGGUUGAUUGUGUACAGUAUGUUAUGAAACUUGUUGAGCUAAAGCUUUGACUUGCUUGAGUCGAGUAUGAAUCAUUUGCUUUGGUUCCUGUGUAUUUUAUGAUCCCCCUGUCAGUGACUUUCCAUCCCCAUCCCUCCUCCCCCUAGUGUGAAUUUGUAGCAUGAUUGUACAAACCUCUCUGUAGAAAUGGAGAUUUCUUGUUCUCUGAAAUGUUACGCUCUAGCCAAUCUAGCCUAGUGUGUCUGAACUUACUUUCUUGUUAUAUAUUUAAACUUUUCCUCUAUACUAUGGAUUUUGUGGCAUCCUAUGGUCAGGUGGAGAGGAAGCUGCCCCUUACACAACUGUACUGUAACUAUUUUUCUUUUUAAGAAAUUAUUUUCACAGGACUGAUUGUACACAGGGCUUAUAAUAAAAUUUUAACACUGUGCUGUGAAACCACAAUGGUAAAUCCCCAUUGACGGCUAUUUCAAAAGCACCUAAAAGUGGAGUGUUAUGUCUAUGACUUUAUUUCUUGCUUCCUGAGUAUAUUAAACCUAAUUUUUGCCCUUUCAUUCUGUUUCAGCCUCCUGUAUAAGACCGUAUUUUCUGCCCAUCAUACUUUGUAAUAAAACUUGAACAUGUAUAGGUUGACUGAA